AUGGCUGAAUUUAAUUCAACUGAACACCAACACGUCCGCUACAAUCCGCUCAAAGACGAAUGGGUGCUUGUCUCACCACACCGCUGCAAGCGGCCUUGGAGUGGUCAGACCGAGAAUGAGGAAGAUGAACAGGGUCCAGACCCUAACAACCCCCUCCUGCCUAACGCCGUACGAUCAAAUGGACAGAAAAAUCCCAACUAUAAAUCAACGUAUGUUUUCCCGAACGACUUCCCGGCGUUACUGGAGAGAGUGCCUGAACCAGCUCCCUCCGAUAACCCGUUGUUCAGGUCAGCGGCAGCUAAAGGUCAUUGCAGGGUAAUGUGUUUCCAUCCAGAUUCCACUAUGACGAUACCGUUGAUGACGGUGGACGAAAUUGUAGCCGUUAUUGAACAGUGGGUAAAUCAAAUCAACGAGCUGGGUCGCCGCUACACUUGGGUGCAGAUCUUUGAGAACAAAGGAGCCGUCAUGGGCUGUUCCAAUCCUCACCCCCACUGUCAAAUCUGGGCGUCCAGCUUCUUGCCCAAUGAACCCAGGAUCAAAGAGAGGACACAAAAAGAGUAUUAUAUGCAGCACAAGAGACCAAUGCUGGCAGACUACUUGAAGCAAGAGUUGGAAAAGAAAGAGCGAAUCGUUGUGAAAAACUCUGAAUGGGUGGCUGUGGUGCCCUACUGGGCUGUUUGGCCCUACGAGACUAUGUUGCUGCCCAUCAACGGCCUACCGCAAAGACUUUCCGACUUAACUGAGGAUCAGAAGAGGGCGCUGGCUGAGAUCAUGAAGGAGCUCACCACAAAAUAUGACAAUCUGUUUAAAUGCAGCUUUCCAUACAGCAUGGGAUGGCACGGUGCCCCGACGGGACCCUCAAGAACAGUCGGAGAUUCCCCCCACUGGCUCCUCCACGGAAUAUACUUACCCCCGCUCCUGCGGUCUGCCACGGUCAAGAAGUUCAUGGUGGGCUACGAGAUGCUUGCCCAGGCCCAGAGGGACCUCACUCCAGAACAAGCCGCCGAGAAACUAAGAGAGUGCGACAGUGUUCAUUACAAGUGUAAAAAAUAA
Molecule: messenger RNA, 1053 nt
Organism: Arctia plantaginis
Lineage: Eukaryota; Metazoa; Arthropoda; Insecta; Lepidoptera; Erebidae
Source: the annotation of a GenBank genome assembly